GGCGUUCCCGACAGGCCUCGCGGCGGCCGCCAACCGCUCGAUUUGAAUCGCGGCACCGCUCGGGGUGGCGGUGGGAUGGGUGCCCCGUCGUUGCCCGCGGCCUGGCAGCUCUACCUCAAGGACCACCGCGUCUCCACGUUCAGAAACUGGCCUUUCCUGGAGGGCUGCGCCUGCACCCCGGAACGGAUGGCCGCGGCCGGCUUCAUCCACUGCCCCACCGAGAACGAGCCCGACCUGGCCCAGUGCUUCUUCUGCUUCAAGGAGCUGGAAGGCUGGGAGCCGGACGACGACCCCCUGGAGGAACACAAGAAGCAUUCGUCAGGCUGUGCCUUCCUUUCUGUCAGGAAGCAGUUCGAGGAGCUGACCCUCGGUGAAUUCCUGAAACUGGACAAGGAAAGAGCCAAGAACAAAGUGGCAAAGGAAGCCAACCACAAGCAGAAAGAGUUUGAAGAAAUCGCAAAGAAAGUCCGCAGUGCCAUCGAGCAGCUGGCAGCCAUGGAGUGAGGCCCCGCGCGCUCCUGGUCCCCCGGAGGGCGUCGUCGCCAAGGCUCGGUCCCCAGUGUCGCUGCUGCCGUGGGCCGGGGCAGUGACUUGGGAAGGAGGCGCACUGACCAUGUGGAGUGAGAACUUAAGCCGCCGUGUUUUC
This is a messenger RNA of Myotis daubentonii (Daubenton's bat), 646 nucleotides long. RefSeq names its product baculoviral IAP repeat containing 5 (gene BIRC5). The transcript is spliced from 4 exons. NCBI's taxonomy places the organism in Eukaryota, Metazoa, Chordata, Mammalia, Chiroptera, Vespertilionidae. Bases 76 to 504 code for a protein of 142 amino acids. The record is from RefSeq and is a predicted model, not a curated record.